GGCAAACUAAAGUAAAGUUUAUCGGAAUUUGCUGGCCGAGCUAGCAAGAUUAUGGAACGUGGUGAAAGCAUUGCCUUCGAGCUCGAGGGGGCUCUCCUCGCCUCCGGAAGCCUCUUCCCUUACUUCAUGCUCGUCUGCCUGGAGGCCGGCGCCGGCGGACCCCUCCGCGCCGUUGUGCUGCUCCUCGCCGCCCCGCUGUUGCGCCUGCUGGAGCUCGCGGGGCUCGAGGCGGCCGCGGUCAGCGCGAUGAUCUUCCUCUCCACCGCCGGCCUCCGGGUGGACGACCUCAAGGCCGUCGCCAAGGCCACCCUGCCCAAGUUCUUCAUGGAGGACCUCCGGCGCGGCGCUCUCCGCGAGUUCCUCAACGAAGGCGGCGGCGGAGGCGGCGCCCUGAGGUACGUGGCCACCGCGCUGCCGAGAGCGAUGGCGGAGCCGUUCCUGAGGGAGUACCUGGACGCCGACGGCGUGCUCGGCACGGAGCUGAGGACGUGCAUGGGGUUCUACACCGGGCUGACAUCCGCCGCCGGCGUCAUGGACGGCGAAAGGAGGCUGGAGGCACUGCGUGUCGCCACCGCGGGGACGUCGGUGAUCACUGUCGGAGCGCGCCGGAAGCACCCGCACCAAUCGCCGUUGUCCUUUUAUGCGAAACAACCUUCGACUCCACCGGAGGAUCCGAAACAACCACGGCCGAGGAGCGAGUAUCCCAGGCCGUUGAUCUUCCACGAUGGCCGGCUCGUUCAGCGUCCCACGCCGUUGGAUUUCCUCACCGUCCUUGUAUGGCUGCCUUUCGGUAUUUUCCUAGCAGUCUUAAGGGUCCUGAUAGGUCUCCUCGCCCCUCGCCAGCUCACCAUCAUGGGGCUCGCCGCCACCGGCAUGCGCAUCGAAAUCCAGGGCCAUCAGGCCCACUUGGACGCUAACUCAACCAUGGUUAAGGGCUCCGGGUCCCACACUCUGUUCGUUUGCAACCACCGAACCCUCCUCGACCCCGUGCUGGUGUCGAUCGUCCUCCAACGGAAACUAACGGCCUUGACGUACAGCUUGAGCAGACUGUCGGAGGUGAUCUCUCCGAUCCCGACCGUUCGGUUGGCACGGGACAGGCUCCAAGACGGCGUGAAGAUGCGGUCGCUGGUCGAGCAGGGCGACGUGAUCGUGUGCCCGGAAGGCACCACCUGCCGGGAGCCGUACCUGCUGCGGUUCAGCCCGCUGUUCGCGAAGAUCGUCAGCGACGUCGUCCCGGUCGCCGUAACCAACGGAGGGAGCAUGUUCUACGGCACGACCGUCAGGGGGCACAAGUGCUUCGACUGCUUCUUCUUCCUCAUGAACCCUCGGCCUUUCUACGGACUGAGAUUCUUGGAGAAGGUAGUGCAGCCGCACGGCCGGCAGCGGUCGGAGUACGACGUCGCCAACGAGGUCCAGCGCUCGAUCGGCCAGUCCAUCGGAUUCGAGUGCACCAACUUGACGAGAAAGGACAAGUACAGAAUUCUCGCCGGCAACGACGGCUUAGACCCAAGAAUGUGAUUGUCCUGAGUGAAAACAUGAAAUAAAAUAUAUGUUUAAGGAGCUUCUUGUUGUUAUCAUGAUGUUGAUUCCAUGAUUAGCAGGACAAUAACACUAGAAAAUGAAGAUUAAAGCGAUCAAUCUUUCCAAAAGACUGUUUUCCCAUUGCCGCAUGUACAGCUUUAUAAACAGGGUAAGAGAAUGAACACAGUGAUUAUAAACAGGGCAAACACAUUCUGGCUAUCACUAUUAAGUACAGGUUGA
Zingiber officinale is the source of this 1761-nucleotide messenger RNA. RefSeq names its product glycerol-3-phosphate acyltransferase RAM2-like. The coding region runs from base 52 to 1518 and encodes 488 amino acids. The record is from RefSeq and is a predicted model, not a curated record. The transcript is spliced from 2 exons. Gene Ontology annotation, biological process: cutin biosynthetic process. NCBI's taxonomy places the organism in Eukaryota, Viridiplantae, Streptophyta, Magnoliopsida, Zingiberales, Zingiberaceae. Gene Ontology annotation, cellular component: membrane. Gene Ontology annotation, molecular function: glycerol-3-phosphate 2-O-acyltransferase activity; phosphatase activity.